AUGGCGAACCAGGAUAAAGCAGAAGAGUGGAUCGACCGCACCAAUGAAGCCCUUGGUGAAAUCGGAAACGGCUACGAAUUAACUCCCACGCUGCAGCAUCUCUAUCUCACGAACAAUCGCAUAUCCAAAAUUGAAAAACUAAGCCCAUGCCUGGCGCUUCGCGAACUUGUUCUUCGCCAGAAUUCCAUCAAGGUCAUUGAGGGUAUUGACGCUCUUGAGGAGCUGGAAGAGCUUGACUUGUACAUGAACCAAAUUGACCAUAUACCUUCAGACGGUUUCAAGAAAAACUCAGAACUCAAACGACUCGACUUGAGUUUCAACGACAUACGCGAAUUGAAAGGGUUUCCCUCCAACAACUUGCCGAACCUGGAAGAGCUAUAUCUCAUCGGGAACAAAAUUCGCAUAGUUUCCGACUUGCAAUCUAUGCCGAAGCUCAUCAUGUUGGAAUUGGGGGACAAUCGCUUGCGUGUGAUCGAAAAUCUCGACCGCUUGCCAAGUUUACAAGGUUUGUGGCUUGGCAGAAACAAGAUCACUCGCAUCGAAGGAUUACAAAAACUCACUAAACUGCGAAGACUCAGUAUUCAGAGCAACCGCAUCACCUGUAUUGAAGGCUUAGAACAUCUCGAACAUCUGGAAGAAUUGUACCUGAGCCAUAAUGGUAUAACUUCGAUGCAAGGAAUCCAAAGCCUGAAGAACAUCCAAGUUUUGGACUUGGGUGUUAAUUUUAUUGAACACAUUGAAUGCAUUGAGAACCUUUCCAACCUCAGAGAGUUUUGGAUAAAUGGCAACAAACUUUCUUCCUUCGAUGAGUUGAAUUCAUUGCGAAGUGCAACGCGACUUGAGACGGUCUACCUGGAAGCAAACCCCCUGGCAAAAGAUCCGCAGUACCAAGCCAAAGCGCUUGAGAUUUUACCAACUUCUCUGGAACAGUUAGAUGCGCUUCUAGUUGACGAUGCGCGGAAGCAAAUCGCUGCACAGUCUUGCAGGGAAGACCAGGCAGCGGUUGCAGAUAAACCCGAACACGCCGCGGAGGAGACUGUCAUCGCAAAUGCCAUGGGGGGGAACCUGACGGACGGUUCCCGAGUAAUCCAAAUUGACGGGCGCCUAGACAGAGACUCGCAAAAUGAGGUGCCGGGGGAUGAGCCCUCCCGCGAUGAUACCGUGGAGACCGUUCCAUCCCGAAAAGUCGCGUCCGAGCACACCGUUACUAUGGCACCAGACGUGAAAGUAUCGCUUAGUCAAAGCCUUGAACAGGGCGAUGCCACGCGUGAAACCCAAAGCCAAUCAACGACUCACGAAAUCGGCUAA
Molecule: messenger RNA, 1308 nt
Organism: Chondrus crispus (carragheen)
Lineage: Eukaryota; Rhodophyta; Florideophyceae; Gigartinales; Gigartinaceae
Exons: 1
Coding region: 1-1308 (435 amino acids)
Molecular function (GO): protein binding
Source: RefSeq, a predicted model, not a curated record